Molecule: messenger RNA, 1446 nt
Organism: Alexandromys fortis (reed vole)
Lineage: Eukaryota; Metazoa; Chordata; Mammalia; Rodentia; Cricetidae
Product: cathepsin Q-like
Exons: 8
Coding region: 93-1067 (324 amino acids)
Biological process (GO): positive regulation of apoptotic signaling pathway; positive regulation of peptidase activity; immune response
Cellular component (GO): lysosome
Molecular function (GO): cysteine-type endopeptidase activator activity involved in apoptotic process; cysteine-type endopeptidase activity
Source: RefSeq, a predicted model, not a curated record
UGUCAGACUCUGGAACCUCAACAACCUCUGAGGAGUUGAGACCGUGGAGUGGACUAAGGCAGUGGCCAUCACCACAGAGAGGUUCUUCAGAUAUGACUCCUACUAUCUUCCUGGUUAUCCUGUGCUUAGGAGUUGGGUCACGUGUUUCGGCACUUGAUCCCAGUUUGGAUGCUGAAUGGGAAGAGUGGAAGAUACUCUAUGAAAAAUCAUACAGCCUGGAGGAAGAAGCACUGAGGAGAACAGUAUGGGAAAAGAACAUGAAAAUGAUUAAACUUCACAAUGGGGAGAAUGGCCUGGGGAAAAAUGGCUACACCAUGAAAAUGAACGCCUUUGGUGACAUGACUGAUGAAGAAUUCGACAAAAUGGUCGUUGCUUUCCCAAUGCAAACUCACAAGAGGGGGAAAGGCAUCUGGAAACGAGCUCUUAGCGGUUUGCCCAAAUUUGUGGAUUGGCGAAAAGAAGGAUAUGUGACCCCUGUGCGGCACCAGGGCAAUUGCGGUUCUUGUUGGGCUUUUGCUGCAACUGGUGCCAUAGAAGGACAACUGUACAAAAAGACAGGCAAACUCAUUCCUCUGAGCGUGCAGAACCUAGUGGACUGUUCUAAACCUCAUGGCAACAAUGGCUGUGCAUGGGGUCACAUAUACGCUGCUUAUCGGUAUGUUUUGCACAAUGGAGGUGUGGAGGCUGAGGCAACCUACCCAUAUGAAAAAAAAGGAGGACCAUGCAGAUACAACCCUCAGAAUGUAGCUGCUAAAAUCAGAGAAUAUGUGGCCCUCCCAGAAGAUGAGGAUGUCCUAAUGGAUGCUGUAGCAAAUCAAGGGCCCAUUGCUGCUGGAAUGCAUGUGUAUAAGUCUUUUUCAUUCUACAAUGAAGAGACUGUUGAAAUAGUUCUACUGUUGGUGGCUGUGGUCACUCCCAGGUGUCCUGUGCAUUUCACAUCGGCUUCUGUUAUUUCCCAGGCAUUUAUCAUGAGCCAAACUGCAGCAGUAUUGCUGCGAAUCAUGGAAUUCUGGUGGUUGGCUAUGGAUUUGAGGGAAAUGAAACGGAUGGUAAUAACUACUGGCUGAUCAAGAACAGCUGGGGAAAAAGCUGGGGCAUGAACGGCUACAUGAAACUUGCCAAGGACAGGAACAACCACUGUGGAAUUGCUUCAUAUGCCCACUACCCUCUUGUGUGAGCAGCCUGAUACCCACGUGGAAGCAGUCAGCAGGAGACUGCAUUUCCAGAGAGGUUAAAUCCACUUCAAAGACCAGCCUUUGCUUAGUGUGUUAAACUGCUGAGUUUCUCAAGAUCCACACUGCAGUGUGAAUUCUGGGAGAUUUCAAGUAUUUGAAAUUAUAAGUUUUGUAACUGCCUCUAUCUAAUGAGUGCUUAUGAUUACUGCAGUAACUUUAUUUUUAAUUUUAAUGCUUGUGGAAAUAAAAUCAUUUAAAAAUUAAAAUUCAA